Eublepharis macularius is the source of this 5024-nucleotide messenger RNA. RefSeq names its product CDC42 small effector 1 (gene CDC42SE1). Gene Ontology annotation, molecular function: small GTPase binding. Gene Ontology annotation, biological process: regulation of Rho protein signal transduction. Gene Ontology annotation, cellular component: plasma membrane. Bases 443 to 676 code for a protein of 77 amino acids. The transcript has 5 exons. The record is from RefSeq and is a predicted model, not a curated record. NCBI's taxonomy places the organism in Eukaryota, Metazoa, Chordata, Lepidosauria, Squamata, Eublepharidae.
CAGCGGGGCAGAGAGAGCCACACCUCGUGCCGGGGCUGGAAGUUCCCAGCAGGAAAAUUUCCACGCCGGCGAAGGCGGCGGCUGUCCGGCCUGGGGAGCGAGAGGCUGAGCCGGCAGGAAGGCGACCCGCCAGGAGGCAAGGUGUCGUUCAAGCAAGCUCCUGAAACAGGAGGGACAUUUCAGCAGCAGCGAUUCUCCGUCUGGAAGUUGAAAGGCACUCCCCGCUCUUUGCAGCACGCUUUUCCGGGCAGGGACAUCCCUGAACCCAAGCGGUAUCCUAGAGAUGCUCGGCAGCAUUUGAUGUUUUCGAAAGCACCACAAAUCGUUUCGGGGGGGCAAACGCUUCCUGUGCGGUGCAGCAGCGGUCUGGGCAAGAGGGCGGAUUACCAGAAUCUACGAGGAGACUGACCCAUCCACUAGAAAGCUGGAAUCCUCGACAAAUAUGAGUGAUUUUUGGCACAAGCUGGGGUGCUGCGUGGUAGAGAAACCACAGCCGAAAAAGAAGAGGCGGCGAAUUGACCGCAGCAUGAUAGGAGAGCCGAUGAAUUUUGUUCACCUGACGCACAUCGGAUCGGGAGAUAUGGCAAAUGAGGGGCUGCCCAUGACAGGGGCAGUGCAGGAAAUGAGAUCCAAAUGCGGCCGAGAGCGACAAUGGAGCAGCUCCCGCGUCUUGUAGCUCCGCCCUCCCCCCCUUCUCCAGUGUUCCAGGCUAAUUAAUAAAAGAAAACCAAAAACAGAAAAAAGAAUAUAUAUAUAUAUAAACAGCCCACACUUGAAUUACCUGUUUGAUCUUGUCAGAACAAGUUGGAAAUGCAAGACGCCUCCUGCUGUAGUCACUUAGUAACUUAUGCAAACUGAUUUCCAAAUGUUCUGAUUUUUUUUUUUUUUUAAAAAAAAGCAACUUGUUUGGCAUUUAAUACGCCUGGCUGUCUGCAUAAAAUGCAGGUCGACAGAAUCUCUUAGUGGUCUCUUCCUCCCGAUCCAUCCCACUACCAGUUUUUCUACACCCUUCUGGUUUUUACUUGUGACUUUCUGAAAAAUAAAAGUUUUGCAAUUGUAUAUUCAGUGGAGACUCCUGACCUGCGCGGCAUUGAGCAACAGAAACAAUCUUCACAUUUUAUGCUGAUAUAUUUCUCAUCCGGAGGAAUGGCUGGCGAAAUUGGCUUCCGUAGAAGGUUACUCGGUGGAUUUUUUCCUAAAGAUCUGCUAGAGACAGCCUUCUUGCAAGACUCAAGGAUGGCGGCAAGAUUUGGGGAGACACUGAGACCAGGAAUACAAGAGAUGGAAUCUGACCCGCAGGCACAAUCCGCUGGAAUGUUCUUCCGCCCCAGGAACGAGCUCCUUUUCCUUUCAAAUAGGGCAUGGGCCGAAGAACUUCCCAAUGAAUUGUGCCCCGUGCCAUUUAGUAGGAAGUGAGAUUACCACUUUGAAGUUUUGGCUACGCCCACCCAAAUGUCCCAGAUCGGUCUCCUCUCUACAUGGCCGCUACAGCCACGGAGUCCCUUGUGAAACGUCCACAAAAUGCGACUCAGAGAUCCACACACACAACACCUUCAGCACAUUGGAAUCUUUCUGCUCCGUGUUCAGGUCAGUAGAAACAUCGGUGCUCCGAAGCCAAGCCCCAGAGCCGGCUUUGCAUCCUUGCAGAGAGAUUCGGUCAUUUCAUCCUGGAGCACGAACAGAAGGCGAGAUGGUUCGUCUGACAAAAUGCACAGGGAACGGCAUUAUCCAUUCAUGACGGACUUUGGGCCACGAAGGGUACUGGCAGAAUUCAGUCAAGGCCCUAAAGGAAAACUGGGGUCUGUUUUUUCUUAACGAAGGACCUUUUGUUCUGCUGACUUCUGGACGGGUUGAAUUUUAGGGGGAUGGAACUGUUCGGUAGGCAUGGUGCCAGGAGCCAACUCUGACUGGCAGAGACAGUACUUUGAAUGCAGAGGGUCCCAGGUUCGAUUCCUGGAUCUCAGGCAGCAGGGCUUGGGCAGUGCCCUUGCCUUGAGGUUUUGGACAGCCCCUUCCUGCCGGAUUAAAAACCGUCGAUUGAGAUUCAGCAUAAGGUAGCUUCCUAUCUUCCUAUCUCUGGGCACGGCUGCAGUACAAAUAAAACCAGCUGACAGCCGCAAGGCCACGUGAGACUGAGUGCCCUUUAGUCGGGUUACAUCGCAGAGCAGAAAACCCCUUUUAACUCAAAAAGCUCUGUUCUCGCUCCGCAUCCAAUUUAUGCAGAAACCAACUUGUGGGUCAGUUUGUGAAAACAACGUGCUGUGGCUUCCCUACGAGGAACCUGGAAGUUGUAGUGCUGGAGGAAGCACAACAGAACCGUUGGCACCCUCCCAAAAUAGCCAUUUUCAGGACUUCCUUGCCCCCCCGACCCCGCUCUGCCCGUAAUUGAGCAAGCUACGCCAGCUGUCCCUCGCUCUCCCCCACCUACAAGGUGUCUGCAUGGACAGGCGUGCCAAAGAGGAGGAAAAGUCCCGUGGUCUGCCUUCCUCAUUCAGGUCUGGAGAUAGUAUUUCGAUUUCUGGUGACAGAUCUUUAGGUGUCCUGGUAAGCGGGUGCCUGGAAGUUUCGCAGCCUGGCACGGCGUCGCUCUUUGACCUUCCCUCUUUAAGAAACUGGUACUGCUGCAGACAGUAUGAAGCCCUGAGGCGGAUCCUUGGAAAGAACUGAGUUUUUCCACUGCAGUAAAACGACCUCCGUCUGUGUUUCACUUCACGUGUUUUGGGCUUUUUUCGUGUUUCCCUUUCUUCGAAGUUGCUGAUUUCAGGUGUUGAUUAUUAUAUGGAGAAAGAAAGGUGGAAACUCCAGCUUCUUAGAAGCAGAUAAAUCAGACACCACUGAGAACUGCCCUGUAAAAGAUUUCAAAUAGAUUCGAUGCUGCCCUAUUUUCCCAUCUUUUCUGUGUAUGUUGGCCAAGGAAGAGCGUUCUAGGUGCUGAUCAGAACCCCCUGCCAUUUUGACACUUUUUUUUUUAGAAACAACGCUGUCACUGUUAUGAAAAAACUAGGCAUUGUACUUUCAACAGCCUUUUCAACUAGGCCUUUAAAGAUCAGGGAACAAUUUCCCCCUCACUCGCUAUCGGGCAAUGAUUUUAUCUUAAGGAGAAGGUCGUCUUUGGUGUGUCUAGCAAGGGCAGCCGUUUUCUCACAUGCUUCAACCUGCCAGCGUGGCACGAAGAGCAAGGCUGCCACCUUUUCCGGUGGCCUGACUCGGUGCUCCUUGAAUCUCAGUUUGUUGUACAAGCACAAGCAAGUGCUAUAAUGUUUACACCGCAUGCCUUGAAAAGCGUCACCUGUUGGUGGUGCUCGGAAAGGUGCACGAGUGAGGUCAGGCAGUUUUCUCUGGUCUGUUGGCUACCCUGCUUGAAGGUUACCUUCCCUUCCCAUCAUCUGUCAGAAGUGUUAAUGUCUCUGGUGUUGUAAUGCUGCCUUCUCCACCCCUCCCUCAGCUUCUUUCAACAGUCGCAAGGCAGGCGGAACUUCAAAUGGUAGUGCCUUUCCUGGCAAGGCAAUGCAGUGAUGGGGAAGUGUUGGGAGUUCUGCUACGAAACAGAAAUGUUGCUUUUAAUUUAAUACAUAUAUAUUUUUAAAGUCACUAUGAUCCCCUCUCUGUGCACAAGGCCCGUAUCAAGAAAGAGAUUGCUAAGGGUGAUGUGAGUAGCUCAAAGCAGCAAGCCAAACCACAUGGUGCAUAGAGCGGGGUGAGGGGGGGAGCCGGAGCCAUCACCUAAGGGGUCCCGGUGGCAAAUCUUUUCUUAGUAGCCAGAAGAUCACAUACAUUCUAGUUGUGUAUGUCUAAUAUAGUGAAAGGAAAGUUGGAAGGCAGCUGGAGUCAGACCCCUGAUACAAGCGCAUUGUAAAAGGUGGAUUUCUGUUUUCGAAUGGGCAAACUCAUGGUACUGAAAGAGAGACAGCGAGUGAUUCCGCACAUGUUGGAUAAUGCACUUCCAAUCCUCUUUAUAGAUCAUUUGGAACGGAUUUUUUUGUGUGUGGAACAAAAAAUCCACCUCAAACGAGAGAUAAAGUGCAUUGAAAGUGCAUUAUCCAACGUGUGCGGAAUCAGCAUGAAUUCAACUUUGCUGUGCAUUAAUUAAUUCGGAACCAUUUCCAGAUUCCUGGAACAGUGCGCCUGAUUUCCAUUCUCCUGCCUACUGACCCCCCCCCCCAAAAAAAACACCCUCCGCCACAGCCUUUUCUCUUCCGUCUUCUGCAACCUUGGGCGUUUUGUCGCACAACAUCAUGCAACACUCACGGAAUAGUGGCACUUUUAUGGCACAAUUUCUGACAUCAUCGCGCCACAAAAACGGAAUCAUAACAGGGUGAUGUCAGAAAUCGGGCCAGGAAGACACCACCAUUCUGUGAGUGUUGUGCGAUGUUGCGCAAUGUUAACGUGUGGAAACGCCCCUUCUCUUGCCUCAAAUGUUUCCGCAGCAAGAAAAACUGGCAGUUUCUGGCGGAGGUCUCCUCCUUGCCUUUAAGCCUGCUGAAUUAUGUUUUUCAUUUCCCCCCUCCCCUAAUAUGUACUUCAGUAUAAAAUCUUGUCUUUGCUACACCAAUUUUCCUAGCUGGCCUGGUGAAAAUGGUUGCUUUGGGAAAGAAUAGCAGGGCUAUUCUAAUGAACUAUUACUUAGAAAUGUGUGGUUUUUUAAAAAGUGAAUUGCUGUAUGUAGAAAAUGAGCUGUCUAAAAUUAACUGGGAGGGGGAGAGAUUAAUUACCCUUGCAGGUUUUCCCCCUUAUGAGCAAUUCGCGUACAGAAAUUUCCCAUUCGAAAUCUGCUGUACUGACAGCCGUCAGAGAGAAUCUGCAGUCUGGUUGCUUGCUGAGAGAGUUCCCUGUAUGGGACGAUAGAACAAUUGUACAGAAUAAUUCCUCUGGCACGCCCUUUGUGAGGCUCCCCUCCCUUCCAGAGAGUGUAAUGCUUGAAAAAUUAAGUGUCAAAAGAUUAUUGUUAUCUGUUGUUACCUGUGUUUUUGGAAAACACGAUUGUUUCUCUUGUCCUCCAAUAAAGUCUCCACCUUUAUUCUUUC